AUGGCGCUGUUGACACCUUCUAUGAUGACACUUUUCCCGAUUCGAGGCCAUAACCAUCGUUGCGAUGCUGUUAUAACGCAUCGCCCUCUCAUGCAAUCGCUUGCCUGCGACUUGCUCAGCACCCCCGUUUGUUCCACCGAUUCAUCCACGACCAUGCAGCUAUUGACAUCCUUGCUGCUGCUCCUCAUCCUCCUCGCGCUACGAGUACAGGCUCAAUCAGGACCUUCCAAUUGGACAGCCUCUCCAUUCAAUCCUCCCGCUCUUCCGCUCGCUGUCCGUUCGCCUUACCUCAAUGUAUGGCUUGCACAGGGUAACAAUCCUCCUUCCCCGUUUGCUGUAAAUUCCAACCCCUGGGACAUGCGUACAAGCGCGGACUGGUAUGCAAGUGCCGUAGUAGACGACAAAGAAUAUAGACUUCUCGGACAGUAUUUCGAAGGGGAGAAUACCCCGAAUCAGACAUCAGUUGAAUUUACUGCAACAAGAACGUCAUUCCUCCUUUUUGCUGGAGGUGUCCAGUUCAACAUGUCGUUUCUGAGCCCCAUAGAACCUAAGAAUUUCACACUCCAAUCACUCCCUUUUGCGUACCUAUACAUGACUGCUCAGUCUACGGACGGCCAGUUACACCGGGUUCGCAUGUACGCUGACGUUGGUGGCUUCAUCAUCGCGGGUGAUGACAGUAAGGUUGUCGAAUGGUCGUCUGAAGAUACUUCCGAUUAUGUUGUCCUUAGCAUGCAACUCCAAAAUCCUGUCCCAUUUGUCGAAAACAAUAUUCACCCCCAGGAUGCUACAUUAAUUAACGCAUUCAAGAAGAUCGAAACUGGGACAACAUCGUGGGAAAUAGCCAACAUUGAUAAGACGCGAGGUCCAUUUGUCGGCAAUCCAUCGGGUGGACUUCUAGACAAUCAAGCAGACCCUCCUUCGACUUUUCGAGCUGUUCAAUCAGGAAGUAAUUCACCGGUUAUUGGGAUAUCGAUUGACUGGGGAAAUAUCACCUCAACGCCAGAGCCUGCUGUGUGGGCCGUCGGUGUCUACCGAAAUCCGACGAUACAGCAUCUAACGCCAGGAGGUUCCUUCGAGGAUAGGAGUCCGUAUUUUGCAUCAGAGAUCAGUGAUCCAAUUUCCGCCGCCAAGUUUGUGCUGGAUGACUUUCCGCGGGCAUUGUCUGCAGCACAAGCUCUUGACGCGCAGAUUCAGGCAGAUGGCGGAGCGUUUUCAACCGAAUAUGCAGAUCUUCUUGCGUUAAGCGCACGGCAGGCAAUGGGAUCUAUGGACAUCACAAUUCCUCCGUCAUCGGGUGGAUCAUGGGAUACAUCGGAUGUGCAGAUUUUCAUGAAAAACAUUGGGAGUGUCGGUUCUGAUAACGAGACUACAACGAGUGUGAAUAAUGUGGAUGUACUUUAUGCAGCGUUCCCCAUUUUCCUUUAUCUCAAUCCCGAAAUAGGGAGAUGCCUUCUCGAACCUCUCCUUGAGUACCAGGACUCCUCAGCCUACAAGUUACCAUAUGCGGCGCAAAACAUCGGCACGACGUAUCCGAGCGCAACUGCCAAUGGCAUCAAUGACCCACACAUUUAUGGAGUGGAUGAAACUGCAAACAUGAUUAUAAUGGCUUUGGCAUAUUCAAUGGCCUCGGGAAAUGGUACAUUGAUUGAAAGACAUUACAACCUAAUGCGAAAGUGGGCAAUAUACUUGAGUAGCAAUACAAUUACCCCUUUCAACCAAUCAUCCGGAGACUUUAGCAUAAACACCGAUUUCAUAAGUCCCAAUCAGACAAAUCUUGCAUUGAAGGGAAUUAUUGGGAUCGCGGCAAUGGCCAGAAUCGCUGAACUUGUUGGUAUAACGAGCGAUCAACAGAAUUUUAGUGCUACAGCAAAUUCCGCCUUGGAAUUCUGGCAAGACCAGGCACUCUCUGCAUCACACGUCAAUUUUUUCUAUGGCAAUUCCAGUUCAAGUGGAUUGAUGUACAACCUAUACGCUGAUAAGCUACUCCGCCUUAAUUUGGUUCCCGACUCAGUGUAUACGCUGUUAACCGGAUUCUAUCAGAACGAGGCAGCUUCUUUUAAGUAUGGGUUACCGCUGAGUAACUCACCACCUCAAAACACGACGUCGAACUGGAUGAUGUUUGCUGCGGCGACGGUAAAGCGUGAUGCAACACGAGACCUCCUAGUAAAGCAGAUACAUGACUACGCGUCAAACAAUCUUAACGAAGUGCCUUUUACAUCGAUAUAUGACCCUACCAAUGGUCUUGGAGGUCCGGGAACAAGUGCAGGCAUAGCUAGCCCCGCCCAGGGUGGCAUGUUUGCGUUGCUUGCUCUGAAUACGACAUCCAAGUCGGUUAGCGUACCAUUCAUCGAUCCACCUUCUAAUAGCUCGAGCAAACCAAACGCCGGUCUUAUCGCCGGAGUGGUCGUAGCAUGCAUAGCGGCUGUUGCUAUCUUGGUGCUUGUCCUUUAUUUCUUCUGGCGCAAGCGUCGCGCACGGCGGAACAAAGACCAAAUUGUGACAAGCAAAACUGAACCGUCUGGAUUCGCUCAGCCAUUCCUUCUAUCGUUGCCGACCUCCGAAGCAUACACUAACAGCGCGGUAACGAGUAACUCUGCGUCAAAGACUCAUAACGCGCCAAGCUCUACUCCCUCUGGGCCAGACAACUCUUCCCGCGGUAUACACUUGCAGUCGGAAGGAGUGAGUGGAGCGGACGAAAAACGCGAGCCGGCCAUAACAAAUGCGAUUGAAUCGCAAACGCAAAGCUUGGCUGUGCCUAAUUUGCAGGUCGGAGCAAACCGCUCGCAAGUCGCGGUACUGCGCUCAGAAUUUGAUUCCCUAAGACAGGAAUUGGAACAGAUCAGGCAGGAGCGUCGUGUGGCGGAGGAGGCACCGCCUACGUAUUCAGACCCAGACCUGUCGUGA
This is a messenger RNA of Fomitiporia mediterranea MF3/22, 2904 nucleotides long. RefSeq names its product DUF1793-domain-containing protein. The coding region runs from base 1 to 2904 and encodes 967 amino acids. Gene Ontology annotation, biological process: carbohydrate metabolic process. The record is from RefSeq and is a predicted model, not a curated record. The transcript has 18 exons. NCBI's taxonomy places the organism in Eukaryota, Fungi, Basidiomycota, Agaricomycetes, Hymenochaetales, Hymenochaetaceae.